AUGAAGAAAAUAGUUCUGGAAAAUCUACUAAUCAAAAAAAUACUAGAUAAUAGUGUAAGAAUAGUAAAACAGCAGUAUAUGCUAACUACCAAGAGUAGACCAAGUCAAAAGAAAACAGCCAUAAUACAUCCAGAGUCUGCAACAAUAACAAAAUAA
Molecule: messenger RNA, 156 nt
Organism: Nematocida ausubeli
Lineage: Eukaryota; Fungi; Microsporidia
Exons: 1
Coding region: 1-156 (51 amino acids)
Source: RefSeq, a predicted model, not a curated record